Molecule: messenger RNA, 2764 nt
Organism: Scatophagus argus
Lineage: Eukaryota; Metazoa; Chordata; Actinopteri; Scatophagidae
Product: elongation factor 1-alpha-like
Exons: 8
Coding region: 683-2113 (476 amino acids)
Biological process (GO): translation; translational elongation
Molecular function (GO): GTPase activity; GTP binding; translation elongation factor activity
Source: RefSeq, a predicted model, not a curated record
GGCUAAAUCAGCAAAAACAUCAGAGCAAGAACACUUCACUCAUUCCUGUCACUCUAGUCAGACAGUCGGUGGUUCCCUGAAGUCCUUCUGAAAGUCAGAAAGCAUGUGUGGAUUUAUUGUAUAACUCUGAAUAUAGAGCAUGUAAUGUGGUGUUGGGUGGAGGUUUAACCCUUUAAAGGGUACUCAUUGAAAUACUUGAAAAUUCAAAAUUUCAACCCUGGAGUGUAGCUGGAACAAAUAAUAUGACCAUUUUACUUUUCUAACAUUUUGAAAGAAAAAUUGAUUUUCAUGUGGAAAAUCAAGUUGAACGAAGUGACCAUAAAUUGUUAGUUGCAACGGGCAAUGACUGUCAAUGUAUCAUCAGGCUGAUUUGAAAGUGCGGCAUGAACUGAAGUUCUUCAGGGUGUGAGGAACUAAAAGUCUCUAAAGUCUGUGAAAUCCUCAUGGGUCUGUACAGGGUUUGGUUGGCGGAGGCCGCGGGGUGCAGCCAUGUUUUUGAAACUUUUUCAUGUCGGUCGGCAGGCUGUCAGCCAGUCGACAUCAGCCGGCUGAGCCUGCAUUUCGGGAUGGACAGACGGACGACCGCUCUUCCGGUUUCGUGCUGUAAUUAUCUGCAACAGGAAGCAAGCUGUGAUUGGCUGGAACCCGCUGCCGGUCGGCGUAUUUAAUAGUAGGAGGAGGGAUGAGAAGAUCCUGUUCGCCGGCUCAUCUGAAGCUCCACGGAGACCAAAAACACAUCGUGCCUAUUAUGCCUAUAGAAAAGACUCACAUAAACAUCGUGGUCAUCGGCCAUGUGGAUUCUGGUAAAUCGACCACCACAGGUCACCUGAUCUAUAAGGCUGGAGGAAUCGACAAGAGGACCAUCGAGAAAUUUGAGAAGGAGUCCCAGGAGUUGGGGAAGCAGUCCUUCAAGUAUGCCUGGGUGAUGGACAAGCUGAAGACUGAGCGUGAGCGCGGCAUCACCAUCGACAUCGCUCUCUGGAAGUUUGAGACUGAAAAAUAUUUCAUCACUGUCAUUGACGCGCCAGGACACCGUGACUUUAUCAAGAACAUGAUCACCGGGACCUCGCAGGCCGACUGCGCCGUGUUGAUUGUGUCAUCGGCAACAGGAGAGUUCGAGGCAGGAAUCUCUAAAAAUGGUCAGACGCGUGAGCACGCUCUGCUAGCGUACACCCUGGGUGUCAAACAGAUGAUUGUCUGCAUCAACAAGAUGGACACCAUAGACUACAGCGGGGAGCGCUUUGAGAACUUGAAGUCAGAGAUCAGCAGCUACAUCAAAAAGAUCGGGUACAACCCAAAAGCUGUGCCCUUUGUCCCAAUCAGUGGCUGGCUUGGAGACAAUAUGCUUGAAGCGACCUGCAGAAUGCCAUGGUAUAAAGGAUGGAGUAUUGAGAGGAAAGAAGGGAUCGCAUCUGGAAAGACUCUGUUUGAAGCUCUGGACAGCAUCCUGCCUCCUCAACGACCCGUAAAGCUUCCUCUGAGGAUCCCUCUGCAAGACGUUUACAAGAUUGGAGGUAUUGGGACAGUGCCAGUGGGUCGGGUGGAGACAGGCCUGCUGAAGCCUGGCAUGGUGGUGACGUUUGCUCCUCCAAAUGUGAGCUCGGAGGUGAAGUCAGUGGAGAUGCACCACGAGUCUCUGGCUGAAGCUCUGCCUGGAGACAACGUCGGCUUCAACGUCAAAAACCUCUCCAUCAGAGACAUCAGACGGGGAUAUGUAGCUGGAGAUGUGAAGAAUAACCCGCCGUGUGGAACUGCCUCCUUCACAGCUCAGGUGAUCGUGAUGCACCAUCCCGGGGAGAUCCAUGCCGGUUACUCUCCCGUGACAGACUGCCACACCAGCCAUGUGGCCUGCAAAUUUGCAGAGCUGAUUGAGAAGAUUGACCGCCGCAGCGGAAAGACACUGGAGCAAAACCCCAAAAUGAUUAAAACGGGAGACGCUGCCAUAGCCUUGCUGGUUCCCAGCAAACCAAUGGUGGUGGAGAAGUUCUCUGAGUUCGCCCCACUGGGUCGUUUUGCAAUGCGAGACAUGAAGCAGACUGUGGCAGUCGGCGUAGUGAAGGCUGUGGUGAAGGACGAGACAAAGGUUGCCAAGUCAGCAACAAAGAAGAAGUGAUGUCACCUCCUGUCAGCCAAUCAAAACAUCCAUCCAUCCAUCCAUCCAUCCAUCCAUCCAUCCAUUUUCUAUACCGCUCAUCCGUCAGGGUCGCAGGGGAGCUGGAGCCUAUCCCAGCUGACUACGGGCGAGAGGCGGGGUUCACCCUGGACUGGUCGCCAGUCAAUUGCAGGGCCCCAAUCAAAACAAUCAAUAAAAUUAUCAAUAAAAGCUCAAGAGAGCGUGAGGCAUGUGUCUGAGUGUUUUUAUUGGUUACUUGUUUCAUCUCACUGCUGGAUGUUUGUCUCAAUUUGAAUCUGAUAACAGGAGAAGAAGAAGAAGCAGGGGGGGGGGGGGGGGCAGUGUAAACAGGAAGUCAUCUGUGAGUGUGUGGUUACAGCUUGUCAUGCAACAGUGCACAAUCUGAACACGCUGUCACGCAAUGUGUCUGAUUCCUGUUACAAUGACACACACACACACACACACAGUAUGCUGAGUUGUUCCUCUGUGUGUUUAAACAGAUCUGAGAUCAGAUUGAUACUCAGCGCUGCAGUGCUGUGAAGUGACCCUUUAUGUGGCAGACAUGUACUCGUAUGAGUGUGUGUGUGUGAGUGUGCGUCCGUGUGUGCGUGCGUGUGUGCGUGCGUGUGUGCCACCUUUCACAGGAAAUAA